Molecule: messenger RNA, 1074 nt
Organism: Kuraishia capsulata CBS 1993
Lineage: Eukaryota; Fungi; Ascomycota; Pichiomycetes; Pichiales; Pichiaceae
Exons: 1
Coding region: 1-1074 (357 amino acids)
Biological process (GO): positive regulation of mitochondrial translation
Source: RefSeq, a predicted model, not a curated record
AUGCUGCUGCGAGCCCAAAUAUGGAGUCAGAUCCGGUCUCCAAUACCAUCAUUGGCAUGGAGAUUGUGUCGCUACUCAACAACCAGCAACAAGCCUUCCACUUCCAGAAUGCCCAAAAGUGCCAAAAAGGGACCCUCCAACUUUCUCAGAAGAUCUAUUCCAGGUCAAUCUGAAGCCUCCAAGAUCGCGUACUCCCAAAGAUUGAAGGACCACGAUAACACAUACAAAGGGAUUCCGCUGCAGCCGGUGGUAGCAGUGACGAACUGUGAAUCGUAUGAUUUGAAGAAGGCGGUGGAGGCUCUGGCAAGACAAGGAUUCCAGGCUGAAAAGUUGAUACCUAAAGAGGCUGUUCAGUUCGAAUAUGAAGGAAAAGAGGUGUUUGUAUUGAGCACUGGUUCGAUUGUAUCGUGGGGGCUAUCCGAGUCUACUACCAUAUCGGAAGCUUUGCCACUUGUGAAAGAGGCGAUGAUUGGACCUUACAAUGUGGAGAGUGAGGAUCUGGACUUUGUGGAGUUUGCCGAUACUCCAGAGCAUUCCACCUCGUUCAUGGAUGGAGAAAUAAUUUGUAUAUGUGGGAAUUUAUCUGAGAGUCUUUUGGAUAAAGCUGCCUUUUCGUUUGGUAUAGCCAGGUCCACAAGACUGGCCGUACUGGAGACCGCGCUCGAGAAACAUCUUUUGAUGACCAGACAGUAUACAGAGGAUCUUUCUACAGGUAAGCGACUCAGCGUUACUGCCAAAGACGUUUUGAAGUCGAGUGGAAGACUCAUGCUUUUGAGAGGUAAGCUAAAUCUUUACUCAGAGCUCAUAGAGACCCCGGAUCUGUACUGGUCAGAACCCAAGUUGGAGAAGAUAUACUCGGACGUUUCUAGAAUUUUAGAUAUCAGUGCGAGAAUAUCUAUUUUGAACAGAAAAUUGGAUUAUGCAAUCGAUGAGUCCACUGCAUUGACGGGAAUAUUGAACGAAGCCAACGGUGCACGGUUAGAGUGGAUCAUCAUCUAUCUGAUCACGUUCGAAGUGAUCAUUGAGAUAUACAGGUGGUUUUUGGAGAAGAAAGAGGCAACAGAAGCAACGUGA